Messenger RNA from Malassezia restricta, 348 nucleotides. RefSeq lists its product as uncharacterized. Bases 1 to 348 code for a protein of 115 amino acids. Lineage: Eukaryota; Fungi; Basidiomycota; Malasseziomycetes; Malasseziales; Malasseziaceae. The record is from RefSeq and is a predicted model, not a curated record. The transcript is spliced from 2 exons.
AUGCCUACGCAUAGGAGCACGAAGCAGGCGCUUACAAGCAAGGAUGCUGCUUCACAUAUUAGGAAAUACAUCCGAGAGCGAUGCUUCCAACAAAUCCAAGCCGAUCGCCAGCAAAAACGCGAAAAUUCAAUUUCUAAACUUAGAAACUCGAUCUGGUUUCAGGAGGAGCCCGUGGAUAUCGAUAUAAGCUAUGAGGAUUUCGGACGCAUUUUACAUGAAGAGUACAAACGUGCUCAAGCUCAGCUGGAGGAACAAGGUACCGCUGAAAUGGGCGAGAUGAAUCUCGAUGCUCUUAUUGAAUUAGAAGAUGAAAUUAUAAAAGAAAGAGCUCACCUACAGCAUGGAUAG